AUGUUCCCAGUCAUAGUGGUGAAGAUAUUCCACGUCAUGAAAACCUUAGCCAAGAUCGGUCUAGGAUUAGGCACAUUGGUGUUAGCAGGACUUUACUCAUACCAAUCAUCCUUGAUUUAUCCGUCAUCUUUAAAUAAUGGACGUGAAUCAUGUUCAACACCUGACGAAUAUGGUAUGGACUAUGAGUUGAUAGAAUUGCACACAGAAGAUGGUGAAACCUUACAGUGUUUCUCGUUGAAACAAGACAAGACUUCACCAACGUAUACAAACAAAACUAUCGUGGUAUUGUCGCCCAAUGCCGGGAAUAUAGGCCAUGCUUUGCCUAUAGUAUCGAUUUUCUACAAAAAUUUCGGGUACAAUGUGUUCAUAUACUCCUAUAGAGGUUAUGGGAAGAGUACGGGGAGUCCCAGCGAGAAAGGGAUAAAAAUUGAUUCCCAAACAGUGAUGAAGUAUCUUGAUAAUGAUGAACAAUAUAGAGAAUCUUCAGUUAUUUUGUAUGGAAGGUCACUUGGAGGAGCAGUAGCCAUUUAUAUGGCAGCUACAAUGUCAUCAUCAGUAAGCGCAGUGAUUUUAGAGAACACUUUCUUAUCUAUCAGGAAGACCGUACCUCAUAUCUUUCCAUUUUUGAAGUAUUGUACGAUGUUUGUACAUCAGAUCUGGGAUCUGGAGAGUUUGGUACCUGAGAUACCUGAAAAUAUCCCAUUCUUAUUAUUUAGUGGACGUAAAGAUGAAAUAGUUCCACCAGAACAUAUGGAUAAGAUAAGGGAUAUGUUAGGGGGAGAUAAGACAUUUGUGACAUUUGAACAGGGUACUCAUAAUGAUACCAUUACACAGGAAGGAUAUUGGGAGAAGGUUCAGGAGUUUGUGAGGGAUAAGGUAAAUCCUGUGGGGUAUUGA
Molecule: messenger RNA, 897 nt
Organism: Yamadazyma jaroonii
Lineage: Eukaryota; Fungi; Ascomycota; Pichiomycetes; Serinales; Debaryomycetaceae
Source: the annotation of a GenBank genome assembly